Hymenoscyphus albidus is the source of this 1243-nucleotide messenger RNA. The record is from the annotation of a GenBank genome assembly. NCBI's taxonomy places the organism in Eukaryota, Fungi, Ascomycota, Leotiomycetes, Helotiales, Helotiaceae.
AUGGCUUUCAAACGUUCUUUUAUUGGCGCCGGCCUCUUGGUUUCUCUGAACGCUGUGAACGCUGCCGCAGUUCACGCACUGGCAGCAAACCUUACAAUUCCACACCAAUUGGCGGUCGCUGCUUAUCGCCAGGUUGAUACUUUCAACUCAGGCAAUUUCUUCGACAAUUUCGACUUCUUCACCGGUGCAGAUCCCACUCAUGGAUUUGUUCAGUACAAAAACCGAGGUGAUGCUCAGAAUUUGGGCCUGAUCAACAACGCAAACAACCAACUCUAUAUGGGUGUCGACCAUACCACUGUGAACCCGAAUGGCGGACGCCCUUCGGUUCGAGUAACCAGCAAAAAGUCCUACACCCAUGGUCUCUUCAUCGCGGAUAUUGCUCACAGUAAGUGAUCCUCAAGCUUUUUUCUCUUUGAUCUUGUCGUGAGGAGGCAGGAACUAUGAGUUUUCCGGAAAAGAACCCUUUUCUGUUGCAUUCGCCCUCACAUAUCAAGCGAUUACUAGAAAUGAUGACAACGCUAACUCUUGAUGUUUUAUAGUGCCAGGAAGUGCAUGUGGAGUUUGGCCAGCGUUUUGGCUUGUGAAUUCUAAUUGGCCUUUUAAUGGGGAGAUAGUAAGUAGAGCGUUUCUUUUAUGGGGUCCUGGAUCUCCGCGAUGAGAGACUUGCUGCCGUAGCGGAUAGAUCUCCAGUGCUGAUAUUUUAUAGGAUAUUAUUGAAGGCGUGAAUCUUGCCGGAUCAGACACUGUUACUCUCCAUACAUCUGCCGGAUGCACAAUGAACACCGCUGGCUCUCAAGGUGGAACCGUUUUGCAAAACCCAAACUGCAACGCCAAUAAUGGGUAUGAUGGCUGUAGCGCAACAACAAAUGCUCCGUUCGGCGACAAUUUCAACAACCAAGGAGGUGGAGUCUACGCCAUGCAAUGGGAGUCGUCCGGAAUCUAUGUUUGGUUCUUUCCUCGAAACAAUAUCCCAGCAGACAUUCGGUCUGGAAACCCUGUGACAGGCAACUGGGGACUGCCGAUUGUGGCUUUCAAUGGAGGUUCUGGGUGUAACGUUGACCAACAUUUUGUAAACCACCAAAUUGUUUUUGAUACAACUUUCUGCGGAGAUUGGGCCGGAGGUGUCUGGGGUUCAUCAACCUGUUCAUCCAGAGGGAGUUGUGAAAGCUAUGUUGCGGGUAAUCCAGGGGCUUUCAGCAAUGCUUAUUGGACUGUCAAUUCGGUCAAGGUCUACCAGUUGUAA